AUGGCAAAAGAAAACCAGACUACCUCACUGCCUGAAUUCCUCCUUCUGGGAUUCUCAGAUAUCAGAGCCCUGCAGGGGCCUUUAUUCUGGAUGGUUCUUCUGGUCUACCUGAUCACCUUGCUGGGCAACUUUGUGAUCAUCCUCCUCACUCAAGUUAGCCCUGCCCUGAACUCCCCCAUGUACUUCUUCCUGCGCCACCUCUCAGUGGUAGAACUCCUCUACAUCACAGAUAUUGUGCCCAGAACCCUGACUGACCUCACGUCCCCAUACCCCCAGGCAAUCUCUUUUCAGGGCUGUGCAGCCCAGAUGUAUAUCUUCAUUGUCCUGGGCAUAUCAGAGUGCUGCCUGCUCACAGCCAUGGCCUACGACCGCUAUGCCGCCAUCUGCCGACCCCUGCACUACUCUACCCUCAUGAACCGGCAGGCCUGCAUGAUUAUGGUGGGCACUUCCUGGCUCAUGGGCAUCAUCACAGCCACCACCCACUCCUCCCUUAUCUUCACGCUACCUUUUCCCAAUCACCCAGUUGUCCCUCACUUCCUCUGUGACAUCCUGCCGGUACUGAGACUUGCCAGCGCUGGGAAGCACAGAAGUGAAAUUUCUGUGAUGACUGCCACAGUGGUCUUCAUCAUGGUCCCCUUCUCUCUGAUUAUCACCUCUUAUGCCCGCAUUCUGGGUGCCAUCCUGGCAAUGACCUCCACCCAGAGCCGCCGCAAGGUCUUCUCUACUUGCUCCUCUCACCUGCUUGUAGUCACCCUUUUCUUUGGAACGGCCAGUAUCACCUACAUCCGGCCCCAGGCAGCCUCCUCCAUUACCACGGACCGCAUCCUCAGCCUCUUCUACACAGUCGUCACUCCUAUGCUCAACCCUAUCAUCUACACCCUUCGGAACAAGGAAGUGACAGGGGCCUUGCAGCACAUAAUGAAGAGACAUGUCCCCUCAACCUGA
Molecule: messenger RNA, 945 nt
Organism: Chrysochloris asiatica (Cape golden mole)
Lineage: Eukaryota; Metazoa; Chordata; Mammalia; Afrosoricida; Chrysochloridae
Product: olfactory receptor 10P1-like
Exons: 1
Coding region: 1-945 (314 amino acids)
Biological process (GO): G protein-coupled receptor signaling pathway
Cellular component (GO): membrane
Molecular function (GO): olfactory receptor activity; G protein-coupled receptor activity
Source: RefSeq, a predicted model, not a curated record